GUAAUGCGUACUAUUGCGGUCAUCGGCGCGUCGUACGGAGGCGUGAGCGCUGCGCGCACGCUAGCCAAGACUCUCGCAGACGAAGGCCUCCAGUCAGCGUACCGUGUUGUUCUGAUUGACCGCAACUCGCACGCGAACCAUCUUUACGUGCUACCGCGUCUCGGCGUCCUUCCCGGACAUGAACACAAGGCUUUCAUUCCAUUCGACAACGUCUUCAACACUCCGCCUAACUCAAACGUUUUUCUGCAUGCUCAUGUCACCUCUAUCUCGGAUCGUUCGCUUACCCUGUCGCGAGCCUUUCCCGAACACGGCGUUGCGGAAUCGGACAAGACGCUCCAUUUUGACUACCUCGUGUACGCUCUAGGGAGCCACCUUCCCGCGCCCAUAGAUCUUUGGGGCGAUGUACCAGGUGAUGCCGCGGCGGACAAGGAAGCGGAGGGAACUACGCGUGUCACGGUGAAAGGUCAUCGCGACCAUGGUAUUGACUGGCUUGGCCGUCUUCAAAAACGCGUUGAAACGGCCCGGAGCGUGCUCGUCGUAGGUGGAGGGGCGUUGGGUAUCCAGUUUGCAUCCGACAUUGCGUCCCACCAUCCGAUGAAGCCCGUUACGUUGUUGCACUCGCGCCGGAGGUUGGUGCCCAAGUUCGACUACGACUUGCAUUCCCAAGUUCUCUCUUCCCUCGAAUCGCUUGGCGUUCACAUUAUCCUCGGUGAACGCCUUGACUUGAGGGUUCUUGAAGAGCCCGCUCAAUUGGGCCAAGAUCACGAUAGGAUAGUCCGUACCGAGAGUGGUCGCGAACUCCGUGCUGAACUGAUUCUGCUGUGCACUGGGCAAACGCCGAACACUGGUUUGUUAGCUGAGUUCAUGCCCGAUGCGAUCGUCAAGGAGGGCGAGGCCAAGAAGUGCAUUCGCAUCGCCCGGUCUAUGCAGAUUGGUGUUUCGGCCCAAGGGAACAGUGUUACCGACGACUCCGACCUUCACGUCCACGGCUCGGAACACGCUCAUCACAGCCUCACGGAUGCGGACCCCACUCUUUCUUGCCUACCCGAUGCGGAUAGCACGUACGAGGAUGAAGAGGCAUACGAAGACCCGUUCGUCAACGAUCCCGAGCUACAUAUUCCCUAUGAGCAUUUGUUCGCGAUUGGGGACGCCGCGGACGCGUUUGGCGCCUUGAAGGCCGGCCAUUGCGCGUACUAUCAGGCCGAAGUGGCUGCUCGGAACAUCAUAAGGCUCAUCAGGCGGGAACGUCGAGGCGACUCUCAUGAUACGACCGCCGACUUUCCAGAAGAGGAGUUGGAGUCAUACCUUCCCGGCCCUCCAGCGAUCAAGUUGUCCCUCGGUCUUACCAAGCAGGCGUAUCAAAUUGCAGGCGUCGUGGGUACCAAGUCCGGCCCGGAGCUAAGAGAAGACCUGGAUGCACCGUUGAUGUGGGGAUAUUUUGGCGCGACGUAUACCGAGCCCGAUGUCGGUGUGGGCGUUUAGCCAUAUCUUGAAUUUGUCUAGAUUCGAUCGUGGAUCUAGUAGGAGUUGACCUAGCUACAAUAGAGUGUAUCUGCAGGUGGUAAAAGUUCUCCGCAGUGGUCAAAGAUGUCCGCGGGGAGCCCCGCCAAAAAUGCAGUGCAUGGUAGAAGUUCCACCCCACUUCGCCGUGCUGCAGAUACAGUCU
Molecule: messenger RNA, 1666 nt
Organism: Punctularia strigosozonata HHB-11173 SS5
Lineage: Eukaryota; Fungi; Basidiomycota; Agaricomycetes; Corticiales; Punctulariaceae
Product: FAD/NAD(P)-binding domain-containing protein
Exons: 6
Coding region: 4-1482 (492 amino acids)
Cellular component (GO): cytoplasm
Molecular function (GO): electron-transferring-flavoprotein dehydrogenase activity; flavin adenine dinucleotide binding
Source: RefSeq, a predicted model, not a curated record